CCAUUAUGGCUCAAAUGACACCAGCUGAGCAGGCAGGGACCUGAACCAAAAUGGCCUCCUCUCCACAGAGACUGACAGGUACCUCAGUGUUGGCAGUUUAAGGACAUGCUGGGGGAAAAAAAGAGUCAUUGAAUCCUCAAAAUACAGAUGAACGGACACCACAGUAUCAGCAAGAGAACGGCUGCCUCCCGUCUGUCUACAUUUAUCAACACUAUCACGUUAAUCUGAAUCGUUAACCCGAGUUCUUGAGGAGAAAAGAUGUUUCUACAGUCUAAUUUGUCUCAGUGAUGACUGGAAUAAGGGAGUUCGGUGGUGACAGCUGUGUGGAUUAUGACUGAAUGGUGACAUUUCUGAGAAUACCAAAAAUGGAUAUGAACAACAAGACAUUAGUUCUUCUCUUCAUCAUUAUCUUCAUAAACUCUGUGUCAGGAGCGAACGUUCCUCCACCUGAUACAUUGAUGGUGAAUAUUUUGGAUGGGGAGGUAAUAAUAUAUUGGAAUCCUCCUAAGAAUGCCCCCUCAAACUCCACGUACAAUGUUGAAAUGGGAAAGUACAAUGGUGAUUGGGGUGAGGUAGAAAGCUGCAUGGGGAUCACAAGGACCUACUGUGACCUUACCAGCCUUAUACAUGACAACAGUAUCUACAAGGUCAAAAUUCAGCUGGUCACAAGAGAUGGCAAAUCUCAGUGGAUAAGCAAGAAAGUUCGCCCAAAUGAAAGCAAACUGCAGCCUCCCUCCUUCACUUUGUUGGCUACUUCCAGCACCCUAUCAAUUUAUGUUCACCAAAAGCCCAUUCUGAAUAAGCUCUUUCCCUAUGGGCUGACCUACACCAUCUACCUGGAUGAGAUAGGAGAAGAUAAUAAGACUACCACAGCAUACCUGAAAGAUGAUGUGGAUCAGAGGAGUAAGACUUUCAGUUCUCUCCAGUGGGGGAAACAAUACUGUGUCAGCAUGAAGGUGGAAGGUAAUGGAGCUCUCCCUGCCAGCAAUAUGUCCCCAAAGCAGUGCCUCCUGCUACCGGAACAAGAAUGGUUCAUAAUUGCUGUAAUAUCCCUGUCUAUUCUGGGUGUGCUGGCAAUCAUUGCUAUUAAUGCAAUCGUCCUGAUGUGUUAUCUGAGACGACCAGAGAAAACACCUGCUGCGUUGAAAUCCCCUAUUAGUCACUGGCUCCCACUCUCUGUUGGAGAGGGGACUAUGGAGGUUGUCACAGACAAAGGAUGGUUCCUGUCCAGUUACAGGGCAGAAGUGAAAAACAGUGUCAAAGACUCAGUGCCCCACGUUACAGUAACAGUAGACAAUGGAGAGGAGGACAGACGGACAAGCAUGGACAGUGGGCUCAGCAUGGAGUCCAAUUCUACUUCAAACAAUGGAGGAAGUCCUCUAAUGAGACAAGAAGACAGUGGCUGCGGCAGCUUGGGAGGACCAGAGAGCUCCACCAGCAGUCAGACAGAUUACCCCUUGCAGGAUGAGAGGACUGAUACUGACACAGUUCGAAAGAGGGAGGACAGUGGAGUAGGGCUGGGCUGUCAGCUUGAUCCUUCUUCCAUGAAUAUGGAUGGGCAGGACAGUGGGCUCCUGAAGGAGCCCAUUCUUCGGGGUAAUUAUCGCACCCAGAGCCCCUCUGCUGUGAAUCGUGUCUGUGAUGACGAUGAGACAUUUAAACAGAUACUUCCAGAAACAGUUUUGGCUGAAGUGGUCACAGGUUACAGGGCUGGACCUCAGUUGUGUAUCUGUUCAGGAGCAGGUCAGUGCACUUGGUGUCAUAGACAAGGUCAUUUUGGAUCUGAAGUCAUCAAACAAUACCGAGCAUUGUGUAUUGAAAAUGGACCACUGAGCAGCAAAUGUGAUUUUGUGGACUCUUACAAAGCAGGGCUCACAUUUUCAAAUUAUUCUAAAAAAUCACAAAUGGACACAGUCAUUAUGGAUGAUUUAAAAAAAACUUUUACACAAAUAGAGGAGACUUUCCCCCUGCUAACAUCUCUAUCAGCACUGCCCCUAGUGGAGGGAGGACAUGACCUCAACAUGAACAAUGUGUCCCUCUCCCUAUGUGACGUACAGCUGACAACUGACUGAUACACUGAGGAAUGUUACAAUACUAUUUAUAAAAUCAGGCUGACGUGACCCAUUUCAGUUGUAUACUGGAAUGAUGCACUCCCUUUUGUACCGGUGAAUGCUGUGGUAUUAUAAUCUGAAGGAAAAAGGUGAGAAAUGUUGGGAGGAAACAGAGUACCCAAUGUCUUGUUAUUGAGGAUAGGAAGGAAAUAGGGGUUUAACCACACAGCUGCUGGCUGGUAGCUGUUGGUUUGAGUCUCAGGAGUUUAUAAAAAUGGAGACUAUUAUGUCAAAGAUCUUAUUCAGUUCCGUCUCAUAAGGUAUAUUUACAACUGACUAAAAUGUAGUAUGCCGGAAAUGAAACUAGUGUGGCGAGCAAUGCAGAGAAACAGUUUAACAGUUACGUGCUUUUGGACAUUUUGCUAUUACACAUCCGCCAACGGUGAACCAACGUCUUAAGUCUCUUGUUUCUCUAUAUCAUAACUCCACUAAUUUGCUAUAUGAAACAAACAAAAAACUGUAUUAAGGAGCAUUUUUUGAUGCUGUGAUCAGCAAAAUUACAGAUUAUUUUUAAUGGUCUCUGGCUCAUCUACUGACUCUCAGAUGUCUUAUACUGCAGUCCUGGCUGUCAUGUUUAAAAGAUUUAUUAGAUAAUAUGAAAAAAAAAUAUUUAUUGUGUAUUUAUGUGAAUAUAUGCUCAUGCUCAUCAUGUGAUGUCACAUGUGAUUAAAAAAAAUCUCUCCCUGGAAUCACCAGUAAAUUUCAUACAUUCACCAUAGAAAAACCCAGUCACUAAACAAAUGUCAUGAUGUUGAUUUUUUAGAAACCAUGACUCAAGCAAACACAAGGAAAACCCUGAAACAACUAAGUGAUACCUGCUGGAAAAAAAAAACAUUACAUAUGGCUUAUCUGCAUUUGGGAUCCCCAUAUGCAAAUUCUGUACAGGAACUUCUGCACAGGAACCCGAGUAGUGGUUUCGAGGCUUCUAAACUAAGAAACAAGUGCUUCCUCUCUCAGCCUUCCACUCAUUUCAAAAAGUCCCACAUUACAUUGACAGCGAAGACAGAAUAAAUAUGAAUAAAAUACACAAAUAUUUCAGCUUGGUUUAAUUUUAUAUAGGUGCUUAUAAUAUUUAUCUCUGUUAAAUAAUAUCUACACAUCAUCUGUUGAAUAAAUUAUGUGCUGCAACAUGUGCUCCUCACCCAGUGCCAACAAAGUUGUUCAAAAAUGUGUUUGGUAUGUGAUUGUUGAUGGCGUCCUACUCUCUGGAAAUACGCUAUUAUAACAUCAGUGUUGAUCAAUUUGUUUUGGAGAACUACAGAUCAAUCUCAAGCCUUCUAUUUCUGGUAAAAAUUCUAUUAAAAAAACGUUGGAUAUCAACAACAAUUUAUCUGUCAUAACAAUUUGUUUGAUGUUUACCAGUCAUAGUACAGAAACUGCCCAGAUCAGAGUUGUUAAUGAUCUUAAAAUCAGCUUAGAAAACCAUAAAGUCUCUAUUUUGAUACUUCAUGACCUUAGUGCAGCCAUCAAUACGGUUGACCAUAUAAUGUUUCUUCAGUGCCUUGAACACUGUUUGGGCUUCAGAGGCACAGUUCUUAACUGGACUGUCCUCCUCCCUCACUGGGAGAUGUUUCUAUUGGUAACUUUGAGUCAGAUGAAAUCAACACUUCAUAUGGAGUCCCUCAAGGUUCAAUUCUUGGUCCACUGUUAUUUAACUUGUAUAGACUACCACUUGGGCCUAUCUUUCAGCAAUACAAUAUUUCAUGUCAUUCCUAUGCUGAUGACACCAAUGCAUUGCCGAUAUCAAAUACUGGAUGGAAAUCUUUACAGCUAAAUGAGGACAAAAAGAUUCUUUUAGUAGGUCCAAAGGCAUUGAGAAAACCUGAUUGAUUCUUUGUUCUCUCCCUUGUUGUUGAAAAAUUGAGUAUGCCAGAAACUUAUGAUUUCAGAUGCUGAACUUAGUUUCUAGAAACGCAUAUCUAAUAUCUUCAAGACUGCCUUUUAUCAUCUCAGAAAUAUAUCUAAAGUUAGAUGCUGAAAAGUUCAUACAUUUAUUUCUGGUAUUAAUUAUUUUAAUACAAUCUUAGCCCAGUGACUGACCAAGUUUUAGUUAGGUUUAAAGUAUGUUAAUAGGUAAAAGUUUUAUCUCAUUAUUAUUAUUCCCUUUGGAUAAUUCCAAUGAUAGCUUAAGCGCUUUUUAUUGUAAUACCUUCUUAUCUUGUCCAAGAAAUUCUGAGUUGAAGGCAAAUGGAUGUGGUUGUAGAUACCUGCAGGAUGGUGUUAGGGUUAGGACACUACACCUCUCAACCAAAAGGCUUCUUCAGUUCAGUUUUUGUCACGUAAAAUCUUUUCCUAAUUUUUGUUUUUCAUCUGGAAGCACAUUGAAUCUACACACUGUAUGUACGUAUGAAAUACGCUGUUUAAAUAAACUUGACUUGACUAAAUGA
Lates calcarifer (barramundi perch) is the source of this 4498-nucleotide messenger RNA. It is a transcript of the gene il10ra, whose product is annotated as interleukin 10 receptor, alpha. The record is from RefSeq and is a predicted model, not a curated record. The transcript has 8 exons. NCBI's taxonomy places the organism in Eukaryota, Metazoa, Chordata, Actinopteri, Centropomidae. Gene Ontology annotation, molecular function: protein binding. Bases 339 to 2072 code for a protein of 577 amino acids.